UCUUUGUACCCCCACCUUCUAUCUAUGUCUACUGCGACACCGUAUCAUGCCACCCCUAGGGAUAAUCGCUCAAGAGCUCCAGAGUUCUACGGAUUCGUCGCAUGGGCCUCGACAUCCUUUCUUUUCGUCGUGUAUCUGCUCUGGGCUCUACUUCCAGACGAGUAUAUCUUGUGGUUGGGCAUAGAUUGGUAUCCUAAUAGGGAAUGGGCACUCCUCCUCCCUGCGUAUUCCAUAGUCUUAGUUCUACUGACCUACUGGGUCUACAUCUCGUUGACAAUCUACGGGACACCGCCGUUUGAUAGUAUAUCAACCAUUAUAGACUCCCGUUCGCAGUAUCCUCCGCACCAACCGACGGGUAACGGGCAGAGCUCAGGCUCAGGAUACCUCAUGUACACCCAUUCCAACGCUAAACCAGACCUGUACGAUAUCCCUAUUGGGCUGGUUAAUCGGGUGUUGUACAGUCCUAAGGGGCGUGAAAGUGGUACUGGCCACGCACAUUCUUCGAGCUCGAACGAUCGAACUCAAUGACAUUCUUACUUUGUGAGGGAAUGGACAAUCCAUGAAUGGGAUCGAAAUGGAUAGAAAGCUAGCCUUGUGAGGCUGGUCCUGUCGUCGCUGGGUCACGCACAUUCUUCGAGCUCGAAACAAUCGGACUCGAACUCGAUGAACCAUCUUGUACAUUCUGGGAGGGACUUGUCAUCGUACUUAAUGUUUCAUUCGAGGAACGCGGAAGAAUGACCAAGUAAUGACCCGUCAAAUCUCCAACGCGGUAUCCAACCCAAUACAUACCUGGGGAGAUCUAAAUCAUAACAUGAAUGAAUAAAGGACGGAUACCAUAACUUACAUCUAUCUCGCGGCGUUUCCAUGACUGGACAAACAGCCUCCCUUUCAUCGCCCACGGCGUAUCAAAAUACCAGCCAGACGUAUACUUGGUGAACUCGGCCCUUCCGCUCCGACUUCCUUCAUUUCCAGGUCUACAACGUUCGUGACACAUGUACUGGGCGAUUUGUCUAGCUGCCAGUUUUACUCCUCCCAACCGACUUCCGAUCGUGAACCACGAAUUCAACCGCAGUGACGUCCAGGGGUGUGAGGUCGGUGUGUUAUUUCAUCCACCAGCGGUGGAUCGUGUGAUGAUGAGAUUGAAGGAGUGAGGUGCCAGUGUUGGAGGAAAUGAUGAACGCAGUAGAAGUAAACCAACCCCUACUAAGUUUUUGUUUUCAGUCAAAAAAAGAGCUUCAGAACGCG
Messenger RNA from Marasmius oreades (fairy-ring Marasmius), 1245 nucleotides. RefSeq lists its product as uncharacterized. Lineage: Eukaryota; Fungi; Basidiomycota; Agaricomycetes; Agaricales; Marasmiaceae. The transcript has 4 exons. The coding region runs from base 25 to 528 and encodes 167 amino acids. The record is from RefSeq and is a predicted model, not a curated record.